GGGCUGGGUGGGGGUCACGGAGUCGGGGAGCCACCGCCAUCGCGAUGAACAAGGAUCUGCGCAGGGAGCGUGACUCGGCCUCCUUCAACCCCGAGCUCCUCACCCACAUCCUGGAUGGGGGCGCCGAGCGGACCCGGCGCCGCAGGGAGAUCGAAGCCUUAGUUCUGAAUGAUCCAGACUUCCAGCAUGAGGAUUUGAAUUUCCUCUCCCGCAGCCAGCGCUAUGAGGAGGCCAUCAGGAAGAGCGCCCUGAUGGUGGUGAAGCUCAGAGAGUAUGGGAUUGCAGAUCCUGAUGAAAUCUACUGGUUUAAAAGGAUACAUUUGGGCUCUUUUGCUGAACCUAUAGGUCUCCACUUCAGCAUGUUUACAAACACCUUACAGAACCAAUGCACUCUUGCUCAGCAAGACAAAUGGCUACCUCCGACCUAUGGACUCCAGAUAAUUGGAACCUAUGCCCAGACUGAGAUGGGCCACGGAACUCACCUUCGAGGCUUGGAAACCACUGCCACCUAUGACCCCACUACCCAGGAAUUCAUCCUCAACAGCCCCACUGUGACCUCCAUUAAGUGGUGGCCAGGUGGACUUGGAAAGACCUCAAACCAUGCCAUAGUUCUGGCUCAGCUCUACACCCAGGGCCAAUGCAAAGGGCUGCAUGCCUUCAUUGUACCCAUACGGCAGCUGGGCACCCAUGAGCCCUUGCCAGGCAUUACUGUGGGUGACAUUGGGCCAAAAUUUGGUUAUGAUGAAAUGGAUAAUGGCUACUUAAAAAUGGACAACUUUCGCAUUCCCCGGGAGAACAUGCUGAUGAAGUAUGCCAAGGUUGAACCAGAUGGCACGUACGUGAAACCAGUCAGUGACAAGCUGACUUAUGGGACUAUGGUGUUCAUCCGAUCCCUCAUUGUGGGGGAUUCUGCUCGCUCGUUGUCCAGGGCUUGUACCAUUGCCAUCCGCUACAGUUCAGUGAGGCACCAGUCUGAGCUAAAGCCAGGGGACCCAGAGCCUCAGAUCUUGGACUAUCAGACCCAACAAUACAAACUCUUUCCUCUCCUGGCAACUGCAUAUGCCUUUCACUUUGUUGGAGCCUACAUGAAAAAGACCUAUCACCGCAUCACUGGUGACAUCAACCAAGGGGACCUGAGCCAGCUGCCAGAGCUCCACGCAUUGACUGCAGGGCUAAAGGCAUUCACUUCAUGGACAGCCAAUGCUGGCAUCGAAGAAUGUCGAAUGGCAUGUGGUGGGCAUGGCUACUCUCGUUGCAGUGGCCUUCCUGAUAUCUAUGUCACUUUCACCCCAUCCUGCACCUACGAGGGAGAAAACACUGUCAUGAUGUUGCAGACUGCUAGGUUCCUGAUCAAAAGUUACACCCAGGUUAGUUCCGGUCAGCUGGUUAGCGGUAUGGUGUCCUACCUUAACGACCUCUCAGGGCAACACAUCCAGCCACAGCAGGUGGCUGCUAGGCCUACAACAGUGCACAUCAAUGAUCCAGCCAGCUUGGUGGAGGCGUAUAAACUGCGGGCGUCAAGGCUUGUUGAAGCGGCAGCAAAGAACUUGAAAGCUGAGCUGAACCGCAGGAAGAGCCAGGAGGAUGCCUGGAACCGAACCUCUGUUGACCUGGUGCGAGCAUCUGAGGCACACUGUCACUAUGUGGUGGUGAAGCUUUUCACAACACAGCUCUCAGAAAUUAAUGAUGCAGCUGUCCAUGCUGUGAUGAACAGUCUGUUUCUCCUGUAUGCGCUCUAUGGAAUCAGUAAGCACACCGGGGAUUUCCUGCAGGCGGGCAUUUUGACAGAUGCACAGGUUACUCAGGUGUACCAGCGUGUGAAGGAGCUUCUGACUGCAAUCCGUCCCAAUGCUGUAGCACUAGUUGAUGCCUUUGAUUUUCAUGAUAAUCACCUUGGAUCUGUGCUUGGCCGGUAUGAUGGCAACAUCUACGAGAAUAUGUUUGAAUGGGCAAAGAAAUCCCCACUAAACAAAACAGAGGUUCAUGAGUCUUUCCACAAACAUCUGAAGCCAAUGCAAGCCAAGCUGUGAAAACUGGAUGUCAUUGCUUUCCUUCAGGCA
Emys orbicularis (European pond turtle) is the source of this 2060-nucleotide messenger RNA. RefSeq names its product acyl-CoA oxidase 1 (gene ACOX1). Gene Ontology annotation, biological process: very long-chain fatty acid metabolic process; lipid homeostasis; fatty acid beta-oxidation using acyl-CoA oxidase. The record is from RefSeq and is a predicted model, not a curated record. The transcript has 15 exons. Gene Ontology annotation, molecular function: fatty acid binding; FAD binding. Lineage: Eukaryota; Metazoa; Chordata; Testudines; Emydidae. Bases 45 to 2030 code for a protein of 661 amino acids. Gene Ontology annotation, cellular component: peroxisome.